AAGAAAAAAAAAGAAGCUUCCAGGUUUUCCCCAACUCAAUCCGUGCCUCCGCGGCGCCAAGAACGCAACAACUCCACGCGGGGACAAGGCGAGAGGCCCUUCGACCUACGACCGCGUGCGUCCUCCUCCAGCCGCCGCGAGCACGCGCUCUCUUCGCGUCCCUCCUCGACGCCGCCGGGCCGGAGUUGGGCGGAGUUCGAGUUUUUUUCUACCGGAUACGUACGCUUUGAAGGUUAAGGAAGAAAGCUUGCUGUUUUGUGAUGGCCGCCCCAAUUUCCACAGCUGUUUUUCUUGAUGAGAACCUGCCAAUCCAUAGAGGACCUGCCGGCAAGAGGGCUGAUGGACUGAAGGCCAAACCACUGAAGCCAUUAGCAAAACAAGGGCUUCAAGAGAAGAAGGCCCUAAGGGAUGUAUCCAACAUUGGCAAGCCCCCAAUGUCUACGCGGAAACCCCUGCAGGAUGUGUCCAACACUGGCAAGCCCCGAGAACAGCGCAACAUUUCUGAUGGUGCUGCCUUGAAGAAGACUGCUCUUCGCAGCCAUGAGGCCACCAAGAACCCAGUGAAAAAGACUGUAAUCUUUUCUGACGAGACAACAAAAUGUCAUGAAUGGGCUAAGGAUGGUGUGGAGGGCACUCACUUCACUGGGAAUGAUUCUCAGAAGUUGGAAAAGGACAGGCAAGACAAACGUGUCAAGAAGAAGGUGGAGAAAAUAAUGUCGGCAUUACAUGACUGGCCAGAUGUGGUAUUUGAUCAUGUGUUGUUUCCUUCUGAGGUGGUUGCAGCAUUUUUUAAAGACAUAAAAGAGCUGGAGCUGGAACCUGAGAUUCUGCCAGAUAGCAAUAGUUGUCUCUCAAGUUCAGGUGAUAAAAUGAAGCUGUCUGAAGAUCCUUUUGCGGACGAUGAGUUUGACAAUUAUCCGUUUCUUGACAAUAAGCCUGUUGAGUUUCAGCUGAGAGAUGAGCUACCACUCCUAGAGCCUGGAAUGAACUGAGGAAUGCUAAUCCACCCGCUUGAAAAAAAAAAAUCAGAACAGUACUAUUAUCGCCAUCCUGUCUUGCUCAGGAGCAGUUUAUUGUAGUAUGCUAGUAUCCUAGUUGUUCUGCUCUAUGUGAUUUUAUGUGAUAAUCAGACACACUGUAGGAACCCAAGUAGUGGAAGCAACUUUAGCUUCCUUUCUGUCCUGUUUUGGCUGAGAUGCCCACCACCGUUCAGUCGUGUGUAAAUGUUUAAACUGUAGCGUAACCGUGUAAGGAUUCUGCAGAAAUAUCGUUGUUUCAUUUCCUCUAAUGUCAUGUGUUUGAUAUCCCUGUUUAUAUUUUAUUCGGAGUUUCA
This is a messenger RNA of Oryza brachyantha (malo sina), 1333 nucleotides long. RefSeq lists its product as uncharacterized. Bases 261 to 992 code for a protein of 243 amino acids. The record is from RefSeq and is a predicted model, not a curated record. NCBI's taxonomy places the organism in Eukaryota, Viridiplantae, Streptophyta, Magnoliopsida, Poales, Poaceae. The transcript is spliced from 6 exons.